Messenger RNA from Impatiens glandulifera, 1582 nucleotides. Its product is annotated as transcription factor DIVARICATA-like. The transcript has 2 exons. Gene Ontology annotation, molecular function: DNA binding. The record is from RefSeq and is a predicted model, not a curated record. Bases 602 to 1495 code for a protein of 297 amino acids. NCBI's taxonomy places the organism in Eukaryota, Viridiplantae, Streptophyta, Magnoliopsida, Ericales, Balsaminaceae.
GUAGUGCUAUGCUAUGCUAUACUGUAAUUGAUUAAAAGGGUCUUACAGAGCUUUUUCUUAAGAUCCAGGUCCCCACCACAGACCACCCAUUCCAGCCAAUUACAGACCAACAUUUUUCCUCUUCUUCUCCUAAGCUAUUAUGAAUGUAAGAUCUCUCUCUCUCUCUCUCUUUCUCUCACUAACCAACAAAGUACAAUGGAUUGACUUCUUUAGCUCAUCAUCAUUCUUUUGAUCUGCCAUUAACAACAAUUUUAUUGGCCCAAUUGAAAUUCUCAGAAUCUCUCUUUCUUUUUUGUGGUGGUGGUUGUAGUAGUGGUGGUGGUAUCAACUUUUGAUGUUUGAUGUAUUCACUUUGGUUCCAUUUUGAUUGAGAUUUAACAUUCUGAUUUUAAUUCUGAGGUCCAUCUGGUUUUUGAAAUAGUGGGUUUUCUUCGAUUCCUUCCUUACUCAUGUUUUCCUAAUUCAAAAAUGCAUCUUGACUGCAAGUCUCUUUUUACUCAUAAAAGACACAACUUUUCUCUGCAUUCUCACUCUGGAGUUUUAAAAACCAUCUAUUUAUAUUUUCUUGCUCACCAGCUGUUUGAUAAAUUGCCUGGCUAAUAUGAAUAGAGGAGGAAUUGGAAUUGGGAUAGGAAUUGGAAUAGGAAUAGGAAUGAUUUCCCCAACUCAUGUUGGGAAUUCUAGCAGUUGGCUGUUUGAAGGAACUAAAUGGACAUCUGAAGAGAACAAAGUGUUUGAAAGCGCACUUGCUUUGUUCGAUAAGGAUACGCCUGAUCGAUGGUACAAUGUGGCGGCGAUGAUCCCAGGAAAGACUGUGAAUGAUGUUAUUAAACAGUACAGAGAAUUGGAAGAAGAUGUAUGUGACAUAGAAGCUGGUUUGAUCCCAGUUCCUGGUUAUAAUAGUAAUAAUACAUGUACAAGAAGAAACUCUUCUUCUUCUUCUUUCACUUUGGAUUGGGAAUUAGGAGAAUCAGGCUUAUACAGCCAUGGUGGAAAGAAACAAACAUCUUCUCGCACUUUCGAUCAAGAGCGAAAAAAGGGUGUUCCCUGGACAGAGGAAGAACACAGGCUAUUCUUGAUGGGGUUGAAGAAAUAUGGAAAGGGAGAUUGGAGGACUAUUUCGCGAAACUUUGUGACAAGUAGAACUCCUACUCAGGUGGCGAGUCAUGCUCAGAAAUACUUCAUAAGACAAGUUUCCGGAGAAGGUGGGAAGGAGAUGAAGAGGAGAUCGAGCAUACAUGAUAUAACAACAGCUCAUCUGAUUAAUAAAAACAACAACAAUAAAGGAAAACCAUCACCCGAAAACAACAGCAGUCCUUGUUCGACUUCUCAUUCGAACAUAACAACGACAACAACAACAAAAACCGUAUCGAAAGCCACAAGUAAGUACUGGAACAAUAUGGAAAGCCAUGAUCAAGGCUUGAGGACUACUGGUUUUAACAAUAAUAUUAGGAAUCAUCAAUUGCAAUAUGAUUUUCCUAAUACAUUUUGUUGAUGAUCUUUAAAUUUAUCAUAUGCAAUCAUGUUGGAUAUUGGGCUUAAGUUUAAAUUAAUUAGUAAUUUUAUUAUUAUUUUGAAUUUA